This is a messenger RNA of Penicillium soppii, 1557 nucleotides long. RefSeq lists its product as uncharacterized. Lineage: Eukaryota; Fungi; Ascomycota; Eurotiomycetes; Eurotiales; Aspergillaceae. The transcript has a single exon. Gene Ontology annotation, cellular component: membrane. The record is from RefSeq and is a predicted model, not a curated record. Gene Ontology annotation, molecular function: carbohydrate:proton symporter activity. Gene Ontology annotation, biological process: carbohydrate transport; transmembrane transport. The coding region runs from base 1 to 1557 and encodes 518 amino acids.
AUGACUGACCAGGACGAUAAGCCAACAACCGAUACCCGUGACAUUCACACCAAUAACCCCGGUGAAUGGAACCUGAAAAGCGUUCUCCCAAAUACCGGCAAGCCAUGGUACAAUCACCGUCAUCUUCUGCUCCUCAAUCUUGGAAUGAUUGUUCCUUAUCUAUCCUCGACGACCAACGGCUAUGACGGAUCCAUGCUCAACGGUCUUCAGUCGAUGAGCCAAUGGCAGGACUUCUUCGGCCAUCCGACCGGUACCCGCUUGGGCUCGCUUUCUAACGGAGUGAUCUUCGGUCAGAUCGCUGCUUUCCCCAUCGCUCCUUGGCUCUGUGACCACAUGGGCCGACGGUUCCCAAUCUUCCUCGGAUCGAUACUCCUAGUCAUUGGAGCCAUCCUUCAAUGUGCUGCGCAGAACUAUGCGAUGUUUUUGGUCGCCCGUAUGGUGAUCGGAUUCGGUGGUCUCAUUGCCGUCGAAGCAUCACCCCUGUUGGUUAGUGAAUUGGCGUAUCCGACCCAUCGAUCUGUUUUAGUCGGUUACUAUAACAACCUCUGGUAUCUUGGAGCUUUGCUUGCCGCAUGGAUCACAUACGGAACCUACUUUAUGGGCCCAAACUUGUCAUGGGCCUGGCGCAUCCCGUCUCUUCUACAGGGAUUCUUGCCCCUGUUGCAAGUCCUGUUCAUCUAUAUGCUUCCCGAGUCGCCCCGAUACCUCGUUCAGAGAGACCGCUACGAAGAAGCCCGAAAGGUGUUGACUAAGUACCACGCUGGCGGAGACGAGGACUCUCCGCUGGUCGACUUCGAGAUGAAAGAAAUUAUUUUAUCAAUCCAGACCGCGAAAGGAGCUUCUCGGGCUGGCUAUCGCGAGUUUCUAAGCACUAAGGGCAACUUGCAUCGCCUUUCUAUCAUCAUUGCAGUGCCUUGCAUGAUGCAGCUGUCUGGCAACGGUCUCAUCGCCUACUAUCUUCAUCUCAUUCUCAACUCCAUUGGCUUCACUUCGGAUCCGCAGCAGCUCCGUAUCAACGGUGGUUUGACAGUAUUCAACUUGGGAGUUUCAAUUAUCCUAGCUUCGUUUAUGGAGGUGGUUGGUCGACGACGCCUGUUCCUUUUCUCCACAGUGGGCAUGUUGACCUGCUAUGUGAUUUGGACAAUUCUCUCAGCAAUCAAUGAACAGCGUCAUUUCGAAGAUACCACUCUCGGAACUGGCGUGAUCGUGAUGAUUUUCAUGUAUCAGCUCUUCUACAACGCCGGUCUCAAUGGGCCGCCAUGGGUUUAUGUCACUGAAGUGCUUCCUACCCACCUCCGUGCCAAGGGAACGAAUAUCAUGCAGAUCGCGGCUACAUGUGCUAUUCUCUUCAAUGGAUAUGCCAACCCCGUGGCAAUGGAUGCGAUCAGCUGGAAAUACUAUAUUGCUUAUUGUUGUGUGAUUGGUGUUGAGAUCGUGCUUGUCUAUUUCGGUUUCCCCGAAACCAAGGGUCGUAGUUUGGAAGAGGUUGCCUUAAUUUUCGAUGGAGACAAGGCCUUCGGUGGCGUCUAUGAGAAGCAAAGCCCCGAAGGAGUUUAA